Messenger RNA from Closterium sp. Naga37s-1, 1440 nucleotides. The record is from the annotation of a GenBank genome assembly. NCBI's taxonomy places the organism in Eukaryota, Viridiplantae, Streptophyta, Zygnematophyceae, Desmidiales, Closteriaceae.
AUGAGGUGCGCAGUUGACGCUGCUUGCUGUCUCCUACUCGACAUUGUUCUGAUUAAUCUUGCCGAAUCCAUCAAGGCCUUCUAUCUAAACCAGCGGAGUGCAGCCAUGUUGGCAGUCAAGAAGGAGGGGCUGAAGCUCAGCACGCUCAAGGCGGAGGACCAGGAGGCCCCGGCCAUCUCUGAGAGCUUCGAAGUAGACGCAGACUCAACAGCGCCGCAUGCAGCCAUCCCUGCAUCCACGCUCGUGCCCUUCCCGCUGUUGCUGAGCGCGGAGGCCUACACCCCCUGGACCAUCCCCUUCCGCAGCGCCAAGGACCCCCCCGGCCAGCUCACUGACACCGAGACCACGUGGAUUGAUGUCUUCCGCCGCAGCAUUGAGCCCUUUGGGAAGCGAGCAGCCGGCGACGAGUCUGUGGAGAACGCUGCAGAGAAAGCCAAGGUCUUCGAAGAGAAAUACACAGCAAUUCUCGAUGAUUUCACCAAGGACCCUAGCAGCCACGGAGGCCCUCCCAACCCAGUAAAUCUGUGCCGGCUGAGAGAAGUCUGCUUGACAGAGGCAGGCUUCAAAGACAUCUUCAAGAAGACCAAGGCGGAGGAGAACGAGAAGGCGCUGGCGAUGCUGCCGGCGACGCUGAAGAGAAUCGAUGCGGCGGAGGAGAACGAGAAGGCGCUGGCGAUGCUGCCGGCAACGCUGAAGAGAAUCGAUGCGGUGGAGGACCUUAAAGAGAGGAUAGAGGUGCUCGUCAAGGGCGUGCUGGCUGGGAACAUCUUCGACCUGGGCGCCAACAACUCCGCAGCGCUGGUGGAGGGCGAGGGCCUGUCAUUCGAGAAGAGCUUCGAGCAGCUGCUGCCACGCCCGUGGGUGUUUGACCACGUGGCCGAGUUCCAGAAGGCGUGGCUCGACCGCACGUGGAAGAAGGUGGUCGUCUUCUGUGACAAUUCGGGAGCAGAUCUCGUGUUGGGGGUGCUGCCGCUGGUGAGGGAGCUGGUGAGGCAAGGCGCACAGGUGGUGGUGGCAGCUAACGACAUGCCCUCCAUCAAUGACGUCACCUACAAUGAGCUGCUGUCGCUUGUGCAAAAGGUGCAAGUGACAGUAGAGGACGAGACUAUAAGCGCAGGCAUUGACAGUGGGCGUAUCCUUAUUGUCAACUCAGGCAGCGAUGUUCCUGUUGCUGACCUGGCACACAUCUCCCCUGAGCUGGCAUUUGCUGCUGAAGACGCUGAGCUGGUCAUUAUGGAAGGCAUGGGUCGUGCCAUAGAGACCAAUCUGCAUGCGCUCUUGACAUGUGACAAGCUCAACAUCGGCAUGGUGAAGCACAAGGAGGUGGCUGAUUUUCUGGGUGGUCGCAUCUAUGACUGUGUGGUCAAAUACACCCCGGGAGACUAUGUCCCCACCCCCUCCCGAGCUCCCAAGGUCCCAACGCACCUGUCAUCUGCAUGA